AUGGAGCUAUCGCACCAGCGCCCAGACCGUCCACACCGCCCUCCCGGCCUCACACUCUGGCCUUCAAGCUCCUACUCAUCCUUCACCCCCUCGCACACCUCAAGCAACCCCUACAUCAGCACUGCACCCACCGCCUACAACCCCACUUCAUCUCCACCUCCACCACGGACCGACUCGCGUACCUCCUCCUCCUCCUCCUCCCUCGACAAACCUCCUUCCAUCGACAUCCCCCGCCAUGUCUCCGCCGCCCUCUAUGCCAAAGGCCUCAACGUCAGCGACAUUGGCCUCGUCACUUUCCGCACCGACAGCCGGUCUCAUCCUCGGAAUUGGCCAUUGCUGAGGAAGAUUUUCGAUACGAGUCUAAUUUGCUUUCUUGAAUUCUUCAUGACGCUGGUCAGUAUCGCCGGGUCUGUGGCAGCGGAUAUUACUGGCAAGUCCCUAGGCUUCAGCUUCGUAGGAUCGAUCUGCUCGUGGGUGACGUUAUAUAUGCUUGCGCAGGCUGUCGGUGCGUUGGUAUUCCCGCCCAUCGUGGAACGCUUCGGUUGCAGGCUCAUUUAUACGACGUCAACAUUCGUCUUUUGCUUGGCGUGUCUCUUGAUCGCGGUCUGGCCGACGAAAGAGAGCGUGAUUGUCGGGCGGAUCGUCUCGGGCCUGGUAUCUGCUAUGCCGGCUGUUGUGGCGACUGGGAGUCUGGAGAAUAUGUGGGAUACGAGAGGCAGGAUUUGGAUCAUUCAUCUUUGGAUCAGUGGGGCGGUGUUGGGGAUGGCGGGUGGGCCUGCUGUGGCGACUUAUAUCUCGCAGUCUGCUUUUGGAUGGCCAUUCGUCUACGGCAUCGCCGGCAUCACCGCCUUUGUCCUAACUCUCCUCUGCAUCCUCAUGCAAGAAUCCCGACCCACGCAAGUUCUGCAACAACAAGUCCGUAAGAUUUCCAAGCGUGUGCAAUUCGACCAGCUCUCAGCAGACACCGGCACUCUCCCGUCAUUCAGAGAGUUCGUCCGCUCUUCCCUCUGGCGGCCAAUGCAAUUCUACUUCACGGAACCGAUCGUGUUCGUCGUCUCGUUCAUGGGUGCGUUCGUCUACGGCCUGAUAUACCUCUUCUCGGCGUGUCUCACGAGAGUCUACGUCGACGGCUUUGGGAUGGAGCGAGGAUCUGCUUCGCUUGUGAUGCUGGCGCUGGCAGUUAGUAUUCCUUUUACUUUCCUGCCGAGAAUUUAUGACAUCCGGCUUAUCCACAGGAUCGAGCGGAGUGGCAAGAGUGUCAAGCCGGAGGACAAAUUGUUCGGGUUUUACCUUGCGGCUCCAGUUUUGGCAGCUGGGCUCUGGUGGUUCGCAUUUAGCGUUCCACAUGGUUCUUCAUGUACAGCGGUGGCGUUGUGGUCGUCGAUGGGAGCCUUGAUACUGGUUGGCUAUGGUGUCAUCGAAUUCGACACUACACUCAGCGGAUAUCUCGUCGAUGCCUACGGGAGCUACGCCGCUUCUGCGAACGCGCCCAUGUCCUUCCUCCGAGCCGUACUGUCAGGAGUCUUCCCUCUGUUCGCUAACCAGAUGUUUGAAGGUAUGGGUAAUAGGGAUGCACUGAUCUUGCUGGCUAGCCUCGCGACUUCAUUCUGUGUUGUUGCGGCCGUUUUCAGGGUGUAUGGACGAGGACUUCGCCAAAGGAGCCGCUUUGCGGAGGAGCAGCAGGGUCAAGAGAUUCUCGUUGAAGACAAGUGGGAUGAGCCGUGA
This is a messenger RNA of Recurvomyces mirabilis, 1725 nucleotides long. RefSeq lists its product as uncharacterized. Lineage: Eukaryota; Fungi; Ascomycota; Dothideomycetes; Mycosphaerellales; Teratosphaeriaceae. Gene Ontology annotation, molecular function: transmembrane transporter activity. Bases 1 to 1725 code for a protein of 574 amino acids. The record is from RefSeq and is a predicted model, not a curated record. Gene Ontology annotation, biological process: transmembrane transport. The transcript has 2 exons. Gene Ontology annotation, cellular component: plasma membrane.